AUGGCCAAAGACGAUCUCGAUCCGCGCAUGAUGUCCGUGACGCCUCGUCUACGGUACAACACCAUCGGAGGCGUCAACGGACCGCUGGUCAUCUUGGAGAAUGUCAAAUUCCCCCAAUUCAACGAGAUUGUGUCUCUCACACUUCCCGAUGGCACUGAGCGGUCUGGACAAGUUCUUGAGGCAAGAGGCAACCGUGCCGUCGUGCAGGUCUUUGAGGGUACUUCCGGCAUUGAUGUCAAGAAGACCAAAGUCGAAUUCACUGGCCACAGCUUGAAGCUUGGUGUGUCGGAAGACAUGCUGGGGCGUGUAUUCGAUGGUUCUGGACGAGCCAUUGACAAGGGGCCCAAAGUUUUGGCUGAAGACUACCUGGACAUCAACGGAUCUCCUAUCAACCCGUACGCUCGUGUCUACCCCGAAGAGAUGAUCUCCACUGGUAUCUCUGCCAUUGACACCAUGAACUCGAUCGCCCGUGGACAGAAGAUCCCCAUCUUCUCCGCCGCCGGUCUUCCUCACAACGAAAUCGCUGCCCAGAUUUGCAGACAGGCAGGUCUGGUACAGCCCACCAAGGGCGUUCACGACGGACACUCGGACAACUUCUCCAUCGUCUUCGGCGCCAUGGGUGUCAACUUGGAGACCAGCCGCUUCUUCACCAAGGAUUUCGAGGAGAACGGCAGCAUGGAGCGUGUCACUCUCUUCUUGAACUUGGCCAACGAUCCCACCAUUGAGCGUAUCAUUACACCUCGUCUGGCCCUUACCACAGCUGAGUACUACGCCUACCAAUUGGAGAAGCACGUUCUGGUCAUUCUCACCGAUCUUACAUCAUACUGUGACGCUCUUCGUGAGGUUUCUGCAGCAAGAGAAGAAGUCCCAGGUCGUCGUGGAUACCCAGGUUACAUGUACACUGAUUUGUCGACCAUUUACGAGCGUGCUGGUCGUGUGCAGGGACGAAACGGAUCCAUCACUCAGAUUCCUAUCCUGACCAUGCCCAACAACGACAUCACUCACCCCAUUCCCGACUUGACGGGCUACAUCACCGAAGGCCAGAUCUUCGUUGACCGUGAGCUUCACAACAAGGGUAUCUACCCACCAAUCAACGUGCUUCCCUCCCUGUCUCGUCUCAUGAAGUCRGCCAUUGGUGAGGGCCACACACGCAAGGAUCACUCGGAUGUCUCCAACCAGCUGUACGCCAAGUACGCCAUUGGCCGUGACGCCGCUAGCAUGAAGGCUGUCGUCGGAGAGGAAGCGCUCAGCAAUGAAGACAAGCUCUCACUGGAGUUCUUGGAGAAGUUUGAAAAGACCUACAUCUCACAGGGAGCGUACGAGAAGCGAUCCAUCUUUGACGGUCUGGACCAGGCAUGGGAGUUGCUUCGCAUUUACCCCAAGGAGUUGUUGAACCGUAUCCCUAAGAAGGUGCUGGACCAGUACUAUCAGCGACAGUCGAAGAAGGGCAGCAAAGACACGAGGGAUAAUGGAGAGGAGGGUGAUGCCUCAAAGCAGAAUGGCGAGGAGAAUUUGAUUGAUGCAUAG
Molecule: messenger RNA, 1527 nt
Organism: Ramularia collo-cygni
Lineage: Eukaryota; Fungi; Ascomycota; Dothideomycetes; Mycosphaerellales; Mycosphaerellaceae
Product: vacuolar ATP synthase subunit B
Exons: 5
Coding region: 1-1527 (508 amino acids)
Biological process (GO): ATP metabolic process; proton transmembrane transport
Cellular component (GO): proton-transporting V-type ATPase, V1 domain
Molecular function (GO): ATP binding; proton-transporting ATPase activity, rotational mechanism
Source: RefSeq, a predicted model, not a curated record